AUGGAUAUAUGUUUUGUUCUGAAUCUACUCGAUCAUGACGGAGUGUCUCAUUGUAAAAUGCCUUCAAUAUUCAAGAAGGAGACCUCAAUUGAGCAGUUAAAUGAGUUCAUGAGAUCAGUGUGGCAGAUUAACGUAGAGUAUCAAGAACUCUUUUUAAAUGAACAGCAGAUUCUUACUCUGGAUUCUACUCUUGAAGAACUUGGUGUGAAGAAGGGCGAUGAGAUCGUUGUUAAACACAGUAGACUUCAUGCUUGGGUAGCUUGCUUGAUGAUUGCUGAUAACCUGACAAAACAGAAAGCUGAACAUUUGAAUUCGAAGAACGCGAAAAUGGGAGUUCAGCUUUUGAACAAUUUGGACAGUAAUAGCUUCUUCUCAACGUAUUCAAGGUUUCUUAAAAAGCGCAUAGAGAUAUCCGAAUUAUUCGACCGCUACGUUAUUGGCAUUUAA
Auanema sp. JU1783 is the source of this 447-nucleotide messenger RNA. The record is from the annotation of a GenBank genome assembly. NCBI's taxonomy places the organism in Eukaryota, Metazoa, Nematoda, Chromadorea, Rhabditida, Rhabditidae.